AAUUAUCUUGAAGACAUGAAGUUUUAUCGAGCCGAAAAACAAGCUGGAUCUACUGCAAGUCGCGUCAGAGUCGACGAAAAUAUCUCUCAGGAUAUAUUACAAGAGGACCAUGGCUUGUCAAUGUACAUCCGACCCAAUGCUUUGCUUCAGGGAGAAUCACGAGAGAUCACACUAACCCUCCUUCGAGACCCUCCAAGCGUAGAGAUACAAGAUGAUGAAUCCGUGGCCUGCUACGGGAUCAGAUGUGAUCCUCCAAACAUGGUAUUCCUCAAACCUGUUAAGAUUAGGAUACCACACGCCCUACUAGUUGUUAACCCAACCGAUGUAAAGCCAGAUGUUGUGUCAUAUGAAUGGGAUUUAGUGAAUGAUCUGCCACGAAGUUCAAGAAGCAUUUCAUCCUACUCUUCAGACAAGCUACCAUACUGCAAGGUUUACAAGAGACACCUUGAGCUGUAUAUCGACCACAGUGCUGAGUGGUGGGUUCUUAUUCCCCUUGAGCAGCCUGUGAUUAAACGCCGAUUAAUGUGCACACCGUAUAUUCCAGAUGAAAUAAAAAGAGGACAGGAGAUUGGUGUCCACCUUCGUCUUCAUGAGGAUAUUCCUGGAAUGAAUGUGGAAAUACAAGAGGAGGAGAAGAAGCAGUGUUACCACAAGGCCUAUCCUUCUAUACCCAUCAGUAUUGCCUCCAACGCAGGGGAUGUCAAUAUAACAUCCUACCGAGGUGGCGAUGCCGUGGACAAGAAGGUUCUCCUUCUCCAAGAAGUUCAAAGAAGAAAGCAACACCUAAUUGUGCUCCCGGUGCCAAUGCAUGAAGAUGACACGGACCUUCCAGUUACAGUCAUUCUUACCCAGUCUGGGAAACGGGUCGAUGUUUUUUUAGUAUCGCUCGCCUUUGUUAUCAGGUGCUCUGGAGAACCGACUUUGGAACCAUCUCUCUUUGGACGGGUGGUUGAAGAAGUUUUAAAAGGUGAACUCCAGGAUGUUGAUAUCCUCAACAUUGCUGAAAAGAUGUCAGUGGAUCAGUUUUAUGAUUUAGGGGUAGCUCUUGGUUUCACGAUCGCACAGCUGGAUGCUAUAGAAUACCAGAGAUUCAGAGACAAGCAGCAGGCCUUCAAUGAUAUGCUUAUAAGAUGGCGGCAGACAAAAACCUCUGGUCAAGCAGCGAAGGAAGAACUAAUCGCAAUCAUGGAAACACUGGAUACCCCUACUGAAGACCUUCGUGCAUUAGGAACAAGUUGUGCUAGUGAAAUCCCAGACAAAGCGCUUCUCGAUUUAUCCCGAAAGAUACAACCAGAGAAGUACUUCGAAAUUGGAACAAAACUCGGUCUUCAGUACAUAGAGCUUGAGCACAUACAACACAAGACAUUUGCUAACAGGAGGGACAGCAACAUUCAGAUGCUUUCCACAUGGAAAUCAUAUCAGCCGCCCGGAGAAAAGGCAGUGGAGACUUUGAAACUGGUUUGGGACUCUGUCCAAUCAGUAAAGAAAGCUGACAAUAAGGAAGAAGAAGAAGAAGGUACUUCUGCGGUUCUCAAACAGGUUGUUGUCGAAAGAGCCAAGCAAACUGAUCUCGAAAGCGAACAAGAAACGAUGGAGAUCAUUGACUUUUCAGGAGUGGAUUAUCCAAGUGGUUCUUCUUGUAAGCAUGAGGAAACCCGUAAGGAUCUUGAGCAACACGGCGGAAUACCAAACACAGAAGAACUUUGCAGUGUGGCUCGUCAUGUCAAAUCCUUACAAACAGCACGUUCACUUGGAAAAACGCUUCAUAUCGAUGACGUUAGCAUAGUUGGUUUCGUCACUCAGCACUGUCCUUCAUUACUACGUGAGACAGCGCAGCAGAUAGUACGAAUGUGGCACAAUGGCUUACAAGAAGGAGUCAAGGAAGAUGAACUCAACAAGUUAUUCAAGAAGUACAACAUCUCUGGUGACAAAACAGGGGGCUAUGAAGAAAUAGCACAACUCAUUCGAUUUGACGCAGACCUACUAGACUUAGUUCGUCAUUUGGAUGUACACCAUACCAGCGUCAUGGAGUUCUUUAACACAUCCUCAGCCCUUACACCUUACAUGGUUGUUCCCGUUGCCCUAAAAAUGCUGAUAGAAUGGUCCAACAAAGGUGGAACUAGGGAGAGGCUUCUGGCGAUAGCUCAGGCUUUUCGCUUCGGUGGCGCAGACAUCAUAGCAAAAGGCCUCGAAUGCCAGUCAACCUACCCGUUUUUCAUCUCACAUGGCAUCCUUGAUCAUAAGGGUGGGAACAUGACCCUCGAUGAACUUGGAAUUACUGUAUUUGUUCCUGAAGGAGCUAUUCCAAAGGGAAUGGGAUCAACCGUCACCGUCCGUGUAUCAUUCCGCAAUACUCCUAGACUUCCCAUACGCGACGAUGAAGUUCUUAUUACUCCCGUCAUAGAGACUUCUCUCACACAAGAACUUCUCAAGCCGGCAUCGAUAGUUCUACAACACUGUAUGGGUUUCAACAACGACGAUUCUACCGUUGUAAUGUACACCAAGACCGGGCAAGGAAAAUUCGGUCGCAGAAUGUUGACGAGAGACGAUUCACGAAUCUCAAAAUCUACGAUUGAGUUUUGUACACGUCAUAUUGAAGUUCUGGCUGUGUGUUCUAAGGAUCUUCGAAAUCUUCAACUAACAUGCUUGGUCUUCCAGCCUACUAUGAGGGCACAAGUGGAGCAACCAUAUCUACGCGUGUACAUUAUUCAUCCAUAUAUGACAUAUGUCCAGGAUAUAAUCGAGAGGGAGCUGACUUCGUCUAAACCUUACUGCCAAGUCGAUAAGGAAUUCAAGUUCUCUAUUGGGACAACAGCAAAGCAUCUAACGGUAAUUUGUCAUGAAGAGAAGAAGCAACAAAACCAAAUGAUACCCCUCAGCGGUGUAUUGAAUGGUCAGUGCAGCCCUGUCGUAUUCAUGCUUCAGUUUACCCCAGAAGAAAAUGGGAAGAAGAAUAUUCGCAUUGCAAUAAAUGAAGGAGACGAGCCCAUAUCCGAUAGAGAGUUCAACGUGUCAAUAGAAGAUGAAACGGAUUACACGAUCAAUCGCAGGGUUUUAGAAGGCCGAUUGAGCUGUUUAUCCAACAAUCUUAUCGAAACCCUGGCUGACGUGAUUCUCAAGCAAAGUGAUGCAAAUUCCCUUGGCGGCUAUCUCGGUUUCUCAGAGUCAACCGUAGAGCAAUACCUCGAUCGGUCAGAUUCUUCUUAUAAGAAAUUUUCAAGAUCGGGGUUCGUUGAGAUGCUAAGUGAUUGGAGACGAAGAGUCCGACCUAGUGAGCAGGUAAAGGAGCUUCAUCGAGCCCUGAAAGAUGCCGGUCUGACAUAUGUAACAGACACUAUCCUGCAUGGAGUGACUGGCUCAUCUAGGCCUACCGUUCCUCAGCGCGUGCAAAAACUUGAGUCAAAGAAAUAGAAAACGACAAUUCCGUUGACCUCCAGACUCUUAAGCCGUUACCUCAAGAAUUGGAUGGUCACUGUACGAAGCCUAUGGAAAUUCGAGAGUCUAGAGCCAGCGGGUUAACCUGAGGAUCUCUGAAGUUAUAACUCACCUAUUAAUUUCAUCUAAUACAGAUCAUUCACAUCAAAAUGUGACAUAAUGUUAAUACCAGAGCACAUAUUUCAUGAUUUGAAGGGGUGAUUAUCUUUCCAAAAAAUUUAAUUUUAAUAACAUUAUUACAAUCAUGCCAACCACAGUAGGCCUACUUAUGUAGUAUUGGUAGUGGUAACAUAUACAUUUUAUACAUUUUCUAUCAUAUUUUGAAACAUUAUUAUAUAAUCUGUCGAAGAAAACACUAUUAUAUCAGGCGGAUAAUUGAAGUUUCACAUAGAUUACACAGUGUGAACACCUCAUGCGUGAUUGACCCCAGAACUUCAGGCUUUUUCCCCAUUCUCUAUCUAGUCAUUGUCAUAUACCAUGAUUGAUUGAUUGAUUGAAUUUAUUCUUCUUCAUUUCAAACAAAUUUACAAAGUAAGUAGGAAAUGAUCAGAAUGUGAAUAACAGAAAAGAAAAAGGGAACUCACUGGAAAGCAUCGCUUCUUUGUGUGAGUCCCUGAAAUAAUUAAAUGAUUUCAAUUUAUUAAACACAUACACCAUGUACAACUCGCUGUAAAAAAAAAAGACAAAUAGAAUGAGUAAAUUUUCACUCGCUUCUUACAUUCUACUCACAUUGGUAUCAAACCCAAUGUCCACUCAAAUUGGAUUGAAUUGAGAGUAAACACAAUUUUACGAGCGAAUGUCUCAUCACGAAAAUUUGAUUUGCAGGGAUAAAAUUCACUCAACAACAAAUCUCUGAGAAGCGAAUAUUAAACGGUCGUAUAUAUAUAUCUUCUUUGAAUAGUAUGAAUUUCAUAUAUGUAUAUAUUUUACCCGUUUCAUUAUACAUUCCAUACAUCUCCCUACUUCUAAAUGUCCAUGUUUCAUAUAUUCUUUAAUUUCAAACAGUCCUUCAAAUGCUUAUAUAUAGAUUUCAAUCUAAAUUCUUUAUAUAUACUCUAAAUGAGUAUUAUUUUUAGUUUUAUAUAUACUUUAAUUUGUGAACUUCACGUGUUUCCAUACUCUUAACAGCUCUUAGCAAAAACUAACAAUUAAUUAUUUCAUUACAGAUUAUGUUUGAGACAGUAUUUCACACAUCACAAUUAUAUUCACUUUCAGAUGUUGUUUGAAGGUUUGCAUGGUGGCAUGUACAGUCGCUGAUGUGGUUUACGGUACACCAUGUGGAGUGUUGUAGAAACAGUG
Lytechinus pictus (painted urchin) is the source of this 4734-nucleotide messenger RNA. RefSeq lists its product as uncharacterized. Gene Ontology annotation, cellular component: membrane. The coding region runs from base 16 to 3411 and encodes 1131 amino acids. Gene Ontology annotation, biological process: netrin-activated signaling pathway. The record is from RefSeq and is a predicted model, not a curated record. NCBI's taxonomy places the organism in Eukaryota, Metazoa, Echinodermata, Echinoidea, Temnopleuroida, Toxopneustidae. The transcript has 19 exons. Gene Ontology annotation, molecular function: protein binding; netrin receptor activity.